This is a messenger RNA of Ochlerotatus camptorhynchus, 1221 nucleotides long. RefSeq lists its product as uncharacterized. The coding region runs from base 1 to 1221 and encodes 406 amino acids. The transcript has a single exon. The record is from RefSeq and is a predicted model, not a curated record. Lineage: Eukaryota; Metazoa; Arthropoda; Insecta; Diptera; Culicidae.
AUGCACGCAGCCCCAAUCGACAUGCAGCUACCAUCGUUCAGUCUUCCAACAUUCAAGGGCGAUAGGAAGCAGUGGGCAUCGUUCAAGGACAUCUUCACCAGCAGUGUGGACAUGAAGAACCUUACGAAUGCGCUUAAGCUUCAGUUUCUUAUGUCUCACUUGGAAGAAGAAGCGAAAAGCCUGGUGAGUAGCUAUGCUAUCACAGAUGUUAACUACAAACAGGUGUGGGACACUCUGGUCGAACACUAUGACAAGCCGAAGUUUGCUGUUUCGGCGCUUGUCCAUGAGUUUUGUGACCAGCCAGUGAUAAAAGCAAUGAACCUCACGAACUUGCGGAAGCUCGUAUCGACAUCCGACGAGGUGAUACGCCAGCUAAAGGCCAUGGGCAAUGCAUACAAGACCAGGGAUCCAUGGCUCAUUCAUCUAGUCUUGAAGAAUCUGGAUGACAAUUUGCAUUCUCAGUGGGCAACACACAUCGUUGACAUCGACAAUCCCACAUUCGAUGAACUACUGAAAUUCCUCAAGCGGAAGUGUGAUGCAUUCGAAACUUGUGCUGCGUUCGGCGGUAAACACUUGGAUCAUGUCAAGAAGGAAAUCUACAAGGAAGAAAAGAAGCCGAUCAAGAAGGAAAUCAACAGUUUCUAUGUCGUAGAGCAGCAUUCAUGUCCGAUGUGUUCGGGAGACCAUGGAAUCUACAAGUGUUCAACAAUCAAGGAGGCUUCGGUGAAGGCAAGGCGUGAAUUUGUACAGCAAGCAAGACUCUGCUUCAAUUGUUUGCAUUCGAACCACUGUGCAAAAUCGUGCCCGUCGAACAACCAGUUUCAUAAAGUGCGAGCCAUGAUCGACAGUGGUUCUCAAGCAUCGCUGAUUACGGAGCAUUGUAUCACUAUUCUUGGAUUGGAUAGGAAAAAUGCGAAGGUGGUUAUUUCCGGUAUCGUAAACAGUGCCUCAGAGACCACCAGAGGGGUGGUGGAUUUGGAAAUCUCGUCGCGAUUCGACUACAAGCCAGUCAUCCAAACGAAAGCUUACGUGCUGAGUAAGCUGUCAACGAACAUACCAAGCCAGAAGAUUGAUGCAAGCCGUCUGAAGUGUCUGGAUUUGGUACCAUUGGCGGAUCCGGAUUUCGACAAACCAAACAAGGUUGACCUGAUUCUGGGAGUUGAUGUGUUUCUGUCGAUUGUUGAAGAUGGUAAGAUAAGGAUGAUAUGGGAACCCCAGUAG